Messenger RNA from Mercurialis annua (annual mercury), 2421 nucleotides. RefSeq names its product probable beta-D-xylosidase 5. NCBI's taxonomy places the organism in Eukaryota, Viridiplantae, Streptophyta, Magnoliopsida, Malpighiales, Euphorbiaceae. The record is from RefSeq and is a predicted model, not a curated record. Bases 85 to 2421 code for a protein of 778 amino acids. The transcript is spliced from 5 exons. Gene Ontology annotation, biological process: xylan catabolic process; arabinan catabolic process. Gene Ontology annotation, cellular component: plant-type cell wall. Gene Ontology annotation, molecular function: alpha-L-arabinofuranosidase activity; xylan 1,4-beta-xylosidase activity.
UAUUAUUACAAGAACAGCAGUAUAAAUACUCAUUCCAGGUAUUGCUUAUGUAAUAACUCUCACACCAGAGCAAAUUAAGAAGCCAUGAAAAUCAAACUUGUCUUACUCUUUGUCUUCCCGUUACUCUUUUCUGAGCCAAGUUGUUGCCAGAUUUUUGCUUGUAACAAGAACAAUCCUGAGAGCCAAUUUCCCUUCUGUAACACAUCUCUUUCCCAUCAAGACCGAGUUAGUGAUCUUAUAUCGCGCUUGACUCUCCAAGAAAAGGCGCAACAAUUAGUAAACCAUGCAUCAGGAGUUCCUCGUCUAGGCGUUCCGGCCUACGAAUGGUGGUCUGAGGCGCUUCACGGGGUAUCAACUUUCGGCUACGGUGUGCAUUUCAAUGAAACAGUGCCUGGAGCAACUAACUUCCCUGCUGUGAUUCUGUCUGGGGCUACUUUUAACGAGACAUUAUGGUUAAAAAUGGGCCAGGUUGUCUCAACCGAGGCUCGUGCCAUGUACAAUGUCGGUCUGGCCGGGUUGACAUACUGGAGCCCGAAUGUGAACCUGUUUCGUGAUCCAAGAUGGGGUCGCGGUCAAGAAACAGCAGGAGAAGAUCCAUUGCUUGUGUCAAGCUACGCUGUAAACUACAUUAAGGGAUUGCAAGAAUCUGAAGAAUGGAGUUCAUUUGGCGAUAAGAGACUCAAGGUUUCGAGUUGCUGCAAGCAUUAUACGGCUUAUGAUCUUGAUCACUGGAAAGGCAUUGAUCGUUUAAGCUUUGAUGCCAAGGUGACGAAACAGGACAUGGAAGAUACGUAUCAACCCCCGUUUAAAAGCUGCGUAGAAGAAGGUCAUGUCAGUAGUAUCAUGUGCUCUUACAAUAGGGUGAAUGGAGUUCCUACAUGUGCUGAUCCUCAUUUGCUUAAAGGAAUUAUCAGAGACCAAUGGAAUCUUGAUGGAUACAUCGUCUCUGACUGUGAUUCCGUCGAGGUUUAUUAUAGGAUGAUCAACUAUACAGCAACUCCUGAAGACGCAGUAGCCCUUGCCUUGAAAGCCGGUUUAAAUAUGAACUGUGGAUAUUUUUUUGGCAAGUAUAUAGAAAAUGCGGUGAAACUAAAGAAAGUGGAAGAAUCUAUUGUAGACCAGGCAUUACUCUACAAUUACAUAGUUCUAAUGAGACUUGGAUUCUUCGAUGGAGAUCCGAAAUCACUCCCAUUCGGAUAUCUUGGGCCUUCUGAUGUGUGCAAUGACGAUCAUCAGACGUUAGCACUUGAUGCAGCAAGACAAGGAGUAGUCCUGUUAGACAAUAAGGGAGCUCUUCCGUUGUCUAAGAACGACUUUGUUGCCAAGAAUUUAGCCGUUAUAGGACCGAACGGAAAUGCAACUAUUGCUAUGUUAAGCAGUUAUGGAGGUAUACCCUGCAAGUACACCACCCCUUUACAGGGCCUGCAAAAGUAUAAUCAGUUCAAGAAAAUUACUUUUCAGGCAGGUUGUCCUUUCGUGAAUUGUACCGAUGAGUCACUUAUCAAGGCAGCAACGGUGGCUGCAGGUUCUGCUGAUGUGGUCGUAUUAGUCGUAGGUCAUGACCGGACUAUUGAAUGGGAGGGUUUAGACAGAGAGAAUUUGACGUUGCCAGGGUUUCAACAGAAACUUGUUAUGGAUGUGGUAAAUAAUGUGUCAAAUGGAAUUAUAAUCCUUGUGAUCAUGUCAGGAGGACCUGUUGACAUUUCCUUUGCCAUAAAUGAGAAAAAAAUUGGAGGAAUUCUUUGGGUCGGAUUUCCUGGUCAAGACGGAGGAGAUGCCAUUGCUCAAGUCAUAUUCGGAGAUUACAAUCCAGCUGGCAGGUCCCCAUUUACCUGGUACCCAAAAGAAUAUGCAGAGCAAGUAGCAAUGUCGGACAUGAACAUGAGACCCAACCUUGCAAAGAAUUUUCCUGGAAGAACCUACAGAUUCUUGAAAGGCAAUCAAAUAUAUGAAUUUGGUCACGGUCUAAGCUACUCAACCUUCACCAAAUCCAUCAUCUCUGCUCCUUCUACAGUCUUGGUACAAGCAAAUACUACCAGCAAUCACUCUAUUGACAUAUCAAACAUAAACUGCAGCUAUUUGCAUUUUGAAAUAGUCAUUAGUGUGAAAAACGAUGGCCCGAUGGACGGAGACCACGUGGUGCUCGUGUUUUGGAUACCUCCCGAUGAAGCGAGAGCGAAAAGCGGUGCACCAAAUCUGCAAUUGGCUGGAUUCAGAAGAGUAAAACUUGGCAAAGAAGAAACAGAAAAUGUGAAUAUAAGAGUGAAUAUCUGCAAAAGCCUUACUUAUGCAGAUACUGAAGGGAAUAGAAGGUUGGAUUUAGGGCAGCAUACCCUUGCCAUUGGGACUAUUGGCGAGGGACAAUUGCUGCAUUUCAUGAAUGUUGAAGUGGCAAUUGGAAGUGAUAUAAUAUAUGUGUAA